AUGAAACUUUCAACCGUUAUACUUGCUUUGAAGCUUCCUGCCGAUUUUCUUAUCGUUAUCCUUCGGUACUUCAUAUUUGGUGGUAUCAAGGCGAGGAAGUACAGAAGGUCCUUAUCUAAGCUUCUCAAGCUUACGCUUUAUAGGUUUGCCUUGCUGGUGCCUAUCCAAGACACAAAAUGGCUUUCGCCAUAUUCUAAUGAUUUCUUGGUGAAACGUGCUUUCCCGAUCGUGGCGCCUUUGCUCGUUAAAGAUUUGCCUGGUUACGGAGAAAGGUACGAUGCUAACUCCAUCUGGCUUGUCAAGCAGCCCAACAGAAGCCCUGACGACCCAGUGAUUAUUUAUCUUCAUGGUGGUGGAUUCUUCCUCCAGACAAUGCCCCAGCAGCUCAAGUUUAUCUUGUCUACGUACCACUUGCUUACUCCAGAAAAGAAGAAGAAGACUUCUAUCUUGCUUUUGGACUAUAAGCUUGCCUCGAGGGGAUACACUUUCCCAACACAGAUGCUCCAGCUUGACCAGACAUACGAAAGACUCGUGCAAGAGAACAACAAGAACAUCGUAUUGAUGGGUGACUCGGCUGGUGGUAACAUGGCUGUGGGUCUUACACAGUUUUUCCAGGCCAAGGAGGAGCCUGUUCAGUACCCAUCCAAGUUGAUUUUGUUCUCGCCGUGGAUGAAAUUGGCCCCUCUUCCAUAUGACAUGACAGAACUGUCUUCGUGGAAGCAGUGUGAAGACUACGACUUGAUCCACCACUCCAAAUUCGGCGACAUCUCUCAAUUGGCAUUGAUUAUCGGUAAGAAGGACCCAUUCUCGCUCAUUUGGUCUCCUAUGGGUAAGAACCCACGCCAGAGACUGGACUGGGAAACAAUUCCAAGUUACUCUGACCCUAAUUAUGACGUUUUCGUUCUCGUGGGCGAAGACGAAAGUUUCCGUGAUGAUGUUUUGGAAUGGGCCAAGUAUGCCUUGGAUGUGCCUUUCCACGGAACCCACUCUUACGGUACUGAGAAGGGUUAUACCGAGGAGAGAUACUCUUUCGUGCGUCGUAACCAGCCUGGUAAGGCUAAUGUUAACUUACAUGUGGAGCCACAGGGCCUUCAUGAUGCCAUUUUGUUCUUUGAAGAUACUGUUCACAAGCAAGUCGGAGCUGGUCUCAAGAAGGGUAAGCCCAUCACUGUGGAGGAGAUUGAUCAGAAGGAGUACUUUGGCGUUUACCGUUUGGUGAAAUAUCUUAAUGAGAGACUUUAG
This is a messenger RNA of Candidozyma haemuli, 1242 nucleotides long. RefSeq lists its product as uncharacterized. NCBI's taxonomy places the organism in Eukaryota, Fungi, Ascomycota, Pichiomycetes, Serinales, Metschnikowiaceae. The transcript has a single exon. The record is from RefSeq and is a predicted model, not a curated record. The coding region runs from base 1 to 1242 and encodes 413 amino acids.